Molecule: messenger RNA, 746 nt
Organism: Tuber melanosporum (Perigord truffle)
Lineage: Eukaryota; Fungi; Ascomycota; Pezizomycetes; Pezizales; Tuberaceae
Exons: 1
Coding region: 259-591 (110 amino acids)
Source: RefSeq, a predicted model, not a curated record
CGGAAGUUCACCGCGUUCGUUACAACCAGGGUUGGGGUUGUUUCGGGGGUGGGCCAAUCGCGCCCCUUGGAGCCCGCUCGCGGAAGGCUUCAUUGUAUGAGGAAUUAGGCACUGGGGCCUUUUUCCAUCGGAGAAGUCCAGUUCCCUUUGGUUUCCAUCGGGUUUGGCAUCGGGUCGGGGGUUUUGUAUCCCCGUGCGAAACUUUGCGCGCGAUCGAUCUACGUUUAUGGUCGAUUCGGCACGGUUACGGCCUCUUUGAUGGGGCUCGUCUGGUCGGGGCAGGCGGGGGAACGGGCCCACGAGGUUUUUGAACAGUUCUGGUGGCGUCUCAGAAGGCGCCUGAGCCACGUUGGGGCUGAGCCCAGGCUGUUCAGGGUUGGGGGGGCGCUGCGCCGCGUGGUGGCGUCCAAUGGAUUUGGUGGUUGGGUUCGGGGGCCGCCACCUUUGGGUGGUGGCGCUAAAUUGUUUUGUUUCUUUUGUUGUCCUAUCGUGGGUGAGCCUACGCUUGGAUGGAGGAGGGUUUGCGAGGCCGUUUCCAGACGGUUUUGUUUGUGUGGGAUUGCCCGUGUGCUUGUAGGCUGCUCGCACUAGUGUACGCGGCCUUUGGGUGGUACUUUCCAGAUGUACUAUGGGCUAGGCGGGAUUUUGUGUUGGGUUGGCUUACCUCAUGGAACGUAACGCCUUGGGAUAGAGGGCCUGAUGGAAUGCUUCCCUCCAGUUAGAAAAUUUAUUAUAUUUGGCAUGGG